Molecule: messenger RNA, 1740 nt
Organism: Adineta ricciae
Lineage: Eukaryota; Metazoa; Rotifera; Eurotatoria; Adinetida; Adinetidae
Source: the annotation of a GenBank genome assembly
AUGAAUAGACCUUGCAUCUAUGCACUAUUACAUUGGGCAAAAGUGUGCCUUGUUUUGCUGCUAAUUCCUGGUUUAAUUUGGGGUGGAAUUGCUGCACUUUCAUGUCUUCGACAUCGGAAUGCACGAAAUACCUAUGUCAGUACAACAUGCCAAGUGGUAAAUUAUGUCAAAAUACAACAUUACUGCGUUGAUUGUACUCUAUUCCAUUGCACAACCCAUCAAUGCUUCGACGAACAAAUACUCGUGACAUACGCUGUUAAUAAUAAAUCUUACGAGUCGUAUGUAAUUACAAAAGAAAGUCGAAUUGCAAGACGUAAGAAGUUACAAAAAGGCGCUGAUCAUGAUUGUUAUUAUCAUAAGGAAGAUGUUGGAUUGGCCAUCUUUGAUCUACCUGAUCAUGAAUCACCCCUCAUCGUCGUGUACAUCAUCACUGGAACCAUUUGUCUACUCAUUUUCGUUAUUAUUACAACUUUGCUUUAUAUUCAAUUUCAAGCUUUCAACACACGCAAUCAUGGCGGAAAAAAACAGGCUAGAGUGGAUGAAGAAGAUCUUUUAUAUUUCUGCGGAGUCGAUGCUGAGCGUUUCGUUGCCGAACGAAUCUGUGCAGAAUGUGACCAUUUAAAAUUAAAAUAUAAUGUAAUAUCAGCACCUGGUCAAGAACAUCGACCGAAUGUGAUUGUCACUGCUGGAAAUGGUCCUUCGAAGUUCUUAUUUGUUGGUCAUAUUGAUACGGUCAAUGUGGAAGAUGAAACUCAAUGGUCACUCCCACCAUUCGGUGGCAUGAUUGAUGAGAAAACUCAACGAAUGAUUGGACGUGGAGCAUGCGAUAAUAAAGGUGGAAUCGUCUGUGCACUGUAUACGUUGUACUUGCUCCAGCAACGAAUCGAUCAAGAGAAAUUAAACAUUAGUAUUCAAUUGGCAUGUGUGGUUGAUGAAGAAAGUGGCGCUUGUUCGUCGAUUGGUGUUCGUUAUUUGUUAGAUAAGAAAUUGAUUUCAGGUGAUGGAGCAAUCUAUGUUUAUCCCGGCGUGAACGUGACGAUUGGACAUCGCGGUCUCUUAAGAUUAGCCAUUGAUGUUAUAGGUGAGAAUGUGCAUACGGGAAGUAUCGAAUGGAAUACCAAAAAGAAAGGAGCAAAUGCAGUCACGGCUUUAGCUCGCAUCCUUGUAGCAUUAGAAGAUUAUCCGUGGGAGAACGACAAAAAUCCAUCAUUUCCUAAUUUAACAUUAACUGUAACACCGGGCACGAUCGUGAAUGGAGGUGGUUUUGUAUCUGUUGUUCCAUCACAUGCUUCAGCUAUGAUUGAUAUUCGUCUGAUGCCAUCAACAUCUGUUGAUCAUGUUUUACAGAAAAUUGAAGACAUCGUUACAAGUAUAGUAAACGAACGAAAUGAAUUUUAUCGUAGAAUGGCGCUCGAUUCAUCGCCAUCCAUUCGAUUAUCAGCAUCGAUUACCAUAAAGAACCAACUGCCGGCUGCUACGAUUGAUUCAAAUCAUCCACUCGUUUAUUCAUGUGUCCAAGCUGUUGAAAAAAUACUACAUGUAACUCCAACAACAGAUGGAUGCGGUCCAGCUAAUGAAGGAUAUAUGUUAAUCGAGAGUGGUAUUCCGACCAUUUGCGGAUUCGGACCCAUUGGUGGUAAUGUUCAUGGAGUUGACGAAUGGGUAUCGGUACCAUCGUUAGCUCAGACAGUCGACGUUUACUUUGACAUUGUUUCUAGCUAUUGUCAUCUAUUUCAGUAA